This is a messenger RNA of Camponotus floridanus (Florida carpenter ant), 794 nucleotides long. RefSeq lists its product as uncharacterized. The record is from RefSeq and is a predicted model, not a curated record. Lineage: Eukaryota; Metazoa; Arthropoda; Insecta; Hymenoptera; Formicidae. Bases 3 to 794 code for a protein of 263 amino acids. The transcript has a single exon.
UAAUGAAAUUUUGCGCGUUUAUGGAUCUCCCACGAUCAAUUUUUCAAUCAUUCUACGACAGAGUCGUUAAAAGGAUCGCUAUUGGAGCAGAGACGGUUUGUCAGCUCAGUAUGAAAACUGCAGCUCAGGAAGAAAAGAAAAAAAGUGAUGAGAAAGAGAAUACAGAUGGUGUUACUGUAUCUGGUGAUGGUUUGUGGAGAAAGCGGGGUUUUUCGUCACUUUUCGGAUUCGUAUCGCUUAUUGGAUGGCUUACCGGCAAAGUGGUUGAUGUUGUUGUAAAAUCAAAAUAUUGUGAAUUUUGGGAGAAACAAAAAGACACUGAGAAGUACAAGGAAUGGAUCGAAACGCAUGAAAACGAAUGCCAAGCUAACCACGAGGGAAAGAUGGAGGUGGACGCCGUUAUAGAAAUGUUCCAGCGCUCAAAUUCUUUGCACAAUUUAAAAUAUGCAAAUUACGUGGGGAACGGAGAUUCUAAGAUUUUCAAAGGUAUCAUGGAUUCAGAGCCUUAUGCUGAUUUGACAGUUAUGAAGAAAGAGUGCAUCGACCACGUACAAAAGCGAAUGGGUACUCGCCUUCGCAAUUUAAAAAAAAACACAAAAGGGCUCGGAGGAAAAGGCAAGUUGACAAGUAAAUUGAUCGACGAAUUGUCAAUUUAUUAUGGAUUAGCUAUACGCCGCAAUCAUGAUUCCGUAGAAAAAAUGCGGAAUGAAAUCUAUGCGACGCUAUUCCAUAAAUUAUCAACCGACGAGAAACCGCAGCACGAAAAAUGCCCGUCCGGAGAAAAUUCGUGGUGA